Orbicella faveolata is the source of this 2136-nucleotide messenger RNA. Its product is annotated as TNF receptor-associated factor 4-like. Gene Ontology annotation, molecular function: ubiquitin protein ligase binding; tumor necrosis factor receptor binding; zinc ion binding. The record is from RefSeq and is a predicted model, not a curated record. Gene Ontology annotation, cellular component: plasma membrane signaling receptor complex. Lineage: Eukaryota; Metazoa; Cnidaria; Anthozoa; Scleractinia; Merulinidae. Gene Ontology annotation, biological process: regulation of canonical NF-kappaB signal transduction.
AACGCCGGCUUUGCGCUUUAGUGUGGACGGAAAACAUUUUGAAAGAACGAUGACGUUACGAUAAUCUCUGAUUAAUGAUUGAUUUCCCUGCGCGUGUUUUCCUCAAACACAGAUCUAAAAUGACCGGUGAUUGUUACGUUUUCAAAUUUCUCCGCCGUAGUGUGGACGAAACACAUUUGAUGCAUUUCAAGAGUGAAAACGCGGUUUUCAAAUUUGUCCAGCGUAGUGUGGAGGGGGUCUGAGAGACUUUCAUUAUGGCACUGACGGGGAGGCUCUCGUCGUACCUCCAGGGGUUGAAAGUCACAUACCACCCGACCCCUCCGCCCUCCCAACUCUAGAUGGCUUGGGAUUACGCGCAAUCACUUUUGCCCUCGUCACUAUAGCCUGCAAAGGAGUAUUCCUGGUAGCUGAGCAGGCCCCAUUUGUGUUGGCAACACUAUUCAGUAUUCAUGUCUGGACACGAGAAAAUAGAAACGAUUUUCCGUAGAAAAACGAAGCGUAGGGCCAGUAAUAAGCAAAAGCUCCUUUUAGAUUUGAAAUUCAAACAUGACAAACGCUUCAAACUAUCUCAUCCCGAAGUAGCUCUACUUUGUUUCCGUACGCAGAAUAUCUAAUUGCACAUAACUAUAGAACAGGAGAAAAAAAGGCCGCUUGUGGCGAGGUGCAGCUCGAUAGUUGUCGGCAGGUCUGUACUUCAACAAAAGCUUAAACAUCAUACUCGUUAUUCCUAUUUUCCCGGGUACAUCUUGCAACAAGUAAAAUCUAUAUAACAGAAAAGAUUCACCUUUUGAAUCGUAAACGGCAGUCUGAUUCAACAUCGCUUAAAUUCGACUAUAAUACAACCUGCUGUAGCCCUUUCUUAUUCAUUAAAAACCCGCCACGUCCGCCAUAUGAUUAUUUUAACCAAUCAGUGUCUUCGUGUGAAUGGACCAACCAGCAAGGGUAUUAGUUCAGCCUUGGCCAGGUUAGCGGAGAAGGCCCUGGGACGAGGUUGGUUUUCACUCUGAAAUUUACAACAUGGCGGUAGCCUCUAGAAAUCGGCUACCUUUUGGUUAUGACGAGGACUUUGUGGAUGCAGUUGAAGAUGAGAUUGUCUGUUUGAUAUGUCAUUUGCCGUUUAAGAAGCCUGUUCAAACGGGAUGCGGCCACAGGUUUUGUGAAGAAUGCCUCGAGGAAUAUUUUAGAAGGCGAGUCGGCGAACCUUUAACUUGUCCCGCGGAUUGGCAGACCUUGAACCGUGAGGAUAUCUUUCCAGACAAAGCAACGGAGCGGAAGGUUCUAUCGUUAAACAUAAGAUGUCCAAGUGAUGGUUGUGAGUGGACUGGUGAAUUAAGAUAUAAAGAGACUCACUUGGCAUCCUGCCCUUUUAGAGAUGUUAAAUGGAGGUAACAGUAAACCGAUGAGAGCACCGCUUAAAUAGAUUGUAAAACUUUACCUAAAUACAAUUUGAGCUGACUGACCUUGAAACCAGCCAGUGUGCACUCAACAAACCUUCAAAUUGGCUUCUUAAUAAAUUAAGGAAUUAUCAUGAUAAGUUCUUCUUCGUUGGCUUGGCGUUAAUUGUGUGUUUUCCUACAAAUCAUUGAUUAAAUCUAACAGGACAAUGAAAAAUUACUUGAGCUUUCGUCCUAUGCGCGCGUGCAAUCGUAAAAUUAUAGGAAGCCGCCUUAAUACAGGUUUCACUGUAGCUAGAGAACUUUUUUUCUCGCGCUUACGCUCAGUGCAUUCAGCUUCCUUAGUGCUGACGAGGAAUGUGAAAUUUGAUAGCAUCAGCUUCCGUCUUAUUUAAUUUUGUGUGAUCUCUUUUGGUUUCCUCUUUUUUUAUUUUUGAGGCAUGUUAUGGGCUAUCGAUUGUUAUCCUUUCAACAAAAUAGCGAAGAAAAAUUUGGCGCAGAUCUGAUUAUACUGUGCGGAGUUCGUGGUAGACCUUAAGCCAUACCUGUUACUAACCGAGUUCGAGGUCCGUAUUGUGAGUGACGGACCGAGUUUUCCCCCCUCCGAUUUAUGGCCCAAGCGCAAAGCGGCGUUAUUUCUCAUUUAUGUUGUGACUAGACCUAUUGAGUAGCUUUCUAUGUAGCUUAGAAUCAGUCACUUUAGACACUUUAAUAAAGUCUUACUAACUCUUACUUACUUACU